ACCAUUUAAGUUAUGGUGGUGGGUUUGGAUGGUAUUAACUGGAAUAGGCCUUGGUUUCACAGUAAGUGCGAGUUUGGAUGGUUUAUCUACGAUGGCCUUUAUUGGUCUCUUAGCGAUAAAAUAUCUAUGGGAUUUAUUAUGCGACUUACGCAUAUCGUCUAAACAAUAUGCCAAGCAUUUUUUAGCUAAAGCAUUAUGUUUAAUAGUUAUCCCUAUUAUUCUGUACAUAACUUUCUUUCUCAUUCAUAUUAUAAUCAUGAAAAAUGGUAGCCAUGAUGAAGUUUUCGUAAGUCCUGAGUACAUAAAAACAUUAAAUGAGCAUAGCAUGAAUGAUACGCCUAUAGAUGUUGCAUAUGGGUCUACCAUAACUCUUAGGCAUGUUAAUACAUUAGGUUACUUAAAUUCUCCUCAAGUUGCUUAUUCAAGAUCUAUGGAAGAUGAUAUUCAUCAUCAAGUUAGUUUGCUUUUGCAUAAUAGUAAUGAUGAUAAUAAUUUUUGGACUAUCAAAAAUUUUCGAUUUUCUGAAAACCUUCAUGAGCCUCAAGACCCUGAUGAACCACAUGAGCUUCAAGACCCUGAUGAACCACAUGAGCUUCAAGACCCUGAAGAACCACAUGGGCUUCAAGGCCGUGAAGAGCCACAUGAACUUCAAAAAGAAUCUCAUGAACUUCAAGACCCUGAAGAACCUCAUGAACUUCAGGACCCUGAAGAUCCUCAUGAAUUUCAAGAUCCUGAUGAAGUUUAUGAAACUGAAGAAGUUUAUGAACCUAAUGAAGUUUAUGAACCUUAUGAAGUUUAUGAACCUCAAGAACCUCAAUAUCUUAAAGAAUCUCAAGAACCUCAAUAUCUUAAAGAAUCUCAAGAACCUCAAUACCUUAAAGAACCUCAAGACCCGUCGGAUGAUGAUGAUCUUGAAUGGGUUUAUGAUGAUGCAGUAAUUCAUCUUGAACAUGUCAAGACUGGUAGGAGUUUACAUAGCAACAUGACUAAGGCACCAGUUUCAGAUGUUGAUUAUCAAUAUGAAGUUAGUGCUCGUUCAUAUGAGUCUUUUAUAGAUACUACCGAUCUUUGGCAUAUAGUAAUUGCUGAUCAUGAUAAAUCGGAUCCGGAAUCUAAAAAACGUCUUCGUGCGCUUCGUACAAAAUUUCGUCUAUAUAAUUAUGAAACUGGAUGUUAUCUUUUUUCACAUUAUAUUAAAUUGCCAUCUGGGGGUUCUAAUGAACUAGAAGUUACUUGUGCCACGAACGGUAUUUACGAAAAUUCGCUGUGGUACAUAGAAACAAAUUCUCAUUCAAAUUUACCACAAGAUACCGAAAUGGUUAGUUAUAAAAAGCUCGGACUCCUUCAGAGAUUCUUUGAACUUAAUAAAGCAAUGUGGGAAUACCGUAAUGAAAGGUAUCAUGAUAAACCACGUAACCCUUUAUCAUGGUUAUUCUUGACAAAAGGUGUUGAAUUUUGGAAAGAUGAAAUACAAGAACGUCAAAUUUAUUUACUUGGAAAUCCAUUUGUGUGGUGGUUUUCCACACUUGCCGUAUUUGGUUUUGUUGUUGCAAAAUCAAUCAUACUUUUACUAGAAAAAAGAGGAUAUACUGAUUAUUUGAGUG
Messenger RNA from Scutellospora calospora, 1604 nucleotides. NCBI's taxonomy places the organism in Eukaryota, Fungi, Glomeromycota, Glomeromycetes, Diversisporales, Gigasporaceae. The record is from the annotation of a GenBank genome assembly.